UUUUUUUUUUAUUUAGAGUUUAAAUAAAGAAAUUGCAAUUGGAAAGUCUCGAAUUUACCUGACUCAACGAGGAUUUGAAAUUUUCCAAUCCAUAUGGAACAUGCGAAGAAAAAGAAGUGCAAGAAUUAUUACAUCAUAUUGGAGACAAAAAAUGAAAUUGAGAAACAGAGCAGCCAAAGCCAUUCAGAAAUUUUUUCGAAAAAUUACGGCAAAUAAGUUGUCGUUUCCUGCUACUUCGAAAAACCGUUUCGGCAUUUCGAGCAGUAGCGGGGACUCGACAUUAACAAGCAGCAGUAGCCUGUUGCAUCACCUUACGCCCAGACUGCCCAGUUUAUCGCCUACCACUAAAGUUAGAGAAUAUUUUAACAGAAUAAAUGUCCCCGUGAUGGAAGGCGAUUUAUUUUCUUUGAGCAUCGAACAUAUUGCAAACAAUUUGAAAACGAAUUCGUUCACUAGAUGCCAUUUUCACGGAGAUCGAGUUGUCAGCAAGACAAGAGUGACCCGGGAACACGCCAGAUCUCGUCUACCCGUAUGUCUAAAAUUGUCGAAAAUGGAACAACCUAAAGGCUUGCCAGAUAUUUUGUGAACACCCCUCGUAUUUCGUUUUGUAUUAUUUACAUUACACACUGUAAGUUUGAAAUGCACAUUUUUUGAAGCUCAGGAAUUUAUUGUUUUAAUUGUUUCAAUAUACAAUUACGAAAGCAUCUCAGGUUUACUUUAAUUGUUUAUAAUAUGCAAAAAAAGUAU
Molecule: messenger RNA, 747 nt
Organism: Agrilus planipennis (emerald ash borer)
Lineage: Eukaryota; Metazoa; Arthropoda; Insecta; Coleoptera; Buprestidae
Exons: 3
Coding region: 101-586 (161 amino acids)
Source: RefSeq, a predicted model, not a curated record